This is a messenger RNA of Momordica charantia (bitter melon), 1082 nucleotides long. NCBI's taxonomy places the organism in Eukaryota, Viridiplantae, Streptophyta, Magnoliopsida, Cucurbitales, Cucurbitaceae. The record is from RefSeq and is a predicted model, not a curated record.
UUAUGUUAAGAACGAACAUACGAUUCCCAAUGAAUCCGGGUAUAUAAUUGGGGUUUAAUUAAAGGAACGCAACAGAUUAAAACCAGAGAGAAGAAUUAGAAGAAGAAGAAGAAGAAGAAGAAGAAAUUAGGGUUGAAAUUAAUGAGAGAAAUUAGAUGGAGGAUGUUGGAGGAGGAAGAGGUGAAGAAAAUGGGAGGAUUUGUGAGAGGAUCUGACUUUAUAGAGGUCCAAUGCGGCUGCACCAGCAAAAAAUUUGGCGAUUCCACCGGAAAACUUACGGUUUCGGAAGCCGGUCAGUUCCUCAUUUCCUGCUUCUGCUCCGAUCACUGUAACGCCGGGGGGCUGACACCAGAGGAGUUUGAGAAGCAUUCCCAAAGAGAAGGGAUGAAGAAAUGGAAGAGUAACAUUUGGGUAUCAGUUGAAGGACAGAAAGUUCCAUUGUGGAGAACUUGUUUGCUCAAAUACUACAAUCACUCUGCAAAUGUGGCCAACUGGACCUCCGGUGCCCUCCGCCGCCGCAACUUCCACCGUGACGAGUUCAUCCGCUGCUCCAAAUGCGGCAAGGAGCGGCGCUUUCGUCUCCGAACUCGAGACCAAUGCCGGAUCUACCAUGAUGCAAUGGCCCAUCAGAUCACAUGGGAAUGUGCUGAUCGACCCUGUGACAUAAUAACAUGCAACGACGAAAGGGUUCUCGGGGCUGUCCACGAUCAUCAAGGUGUAGAGGCUGCACAUCUUGUGUGUGCUUCGGAUGCCUCUGGUGCCGAUUCUUGGAUUGCCAUUGCCGUGCCUGCAUCGAUUUCGUGCAGAAUGCAGCACCUUGAGCUUUCACCGUAUAUGAAACUUUAUUGAUGGGUUCUGAUGGCUUCAUGGGAGCAUCUGUAGCGAGGGGAAGACAUUACAGAUCCUCACAUUGGGUUGUGACAGUUUUUACAGUUAGCUGACAGCAAAUUCUUUUCUUAACUGUUUGAUCCCGCAGUAACAGUUGAUGAUACUCAUAUUCUUAUGUUUGAUUUCGCAUGGGCAUGAUGUAGAAAAAUGAAAAUGUAUCAUUUUUACUUUUGGUACCGGAUAAUUAACUAAUA